UCCUCAACUUCAAUGAAAAUGCAAACUCAGUUGUCAGCUAAAUAACAAUGCGGUGUCGUUUUUGAAAAUCCCUCAAUGGGGGCUCAACUCCUCCCACUGCCCGUUACCGCCACUGCACCACCUCCACCAUCACCGUUCCAAAACCUUAAAUUCCCCGUCCCUAAACGACGCCGUUUCGCCAACUCUCCUCCCACAGCUGCCCCGCGCUGGGACUCCAACGCAGAAACAGUUCGAACCCAGCGCUUCAGAUUCAAUGAUUUUGUCAGUGACGACGACGACGACGACGAUGAAGAUUAUGAGUUUGAUUUCGGGAGGAAAGAGGAGCAGAGGACCUGGUGGUUCGAUGAUUCUCCAGGUAUUGACGAUGAUGGAGAGUUCGAAUUUUGGGAAGAAUCUGUGGAUGGUUUUGGGGUUGUUUUCAAGGUGUUCAGAGCCUUUGGUUGGAUGCUUCCAGCCAUUGCCAUAUCGAUGCUGCUAGGAACAGGUCCAAAUGCUCUCAUUAUGGCUCUUGCACUUCCGUUAGGACAGACCGCCCUUUCUCUAGCCAUUGAUAAGGUGUGGGGAAGGACAAGCAACAGGCCAAAACCUAGAUCCCAGACAAAGAAGAAACCAUUUUCCCAAGCUGCUAGGAAUACUAGAAUGAAUGAGGAAAAGCGAGGAGAGAACAAGGAGAACUGCAAAGGGAGGGAGACUUACAAGUCAUGGGUAGGAGCACCUGAUGGUUCAGUUAAGGGUAGUAAAACUGCACCAAGUUUUGGCGGAUGGGAUGAGCUAGAUAAAGAAGGGGAGGCAAAUAAAACCCCAAGAAGGGUGCCAGAUGGGCCACCAAGACAGCAGAAAAAAAGUAAACUGAGUAGGAGGAACCGAGAAACACCACUGCUGCUGAGGCUGCUGAUUGCUGUUUUCCCGUUCUUGGGCUCCUGGGCUAAGUUAUUGUGACCAUACAUAUCCUUGCGGACUUGGAGGCUGGCUAUUUCCAGCUGCAAUGGACCGGAAACAAUGAAGGACGCUUCUGGCAAAAGGACCAUCUCUAAUUCUGGAGAUGAAGGCCUCUCUGAUCCUUUUCCUCAAAAGGAUAUAACUCAUGUACGAGUCUUUGCUUUUUACUGAAAAUAUAGUGUCUUAGACUUAAAGAGUACACAAUAUAUGAAUCUUCAUGGAGUCCUCGCCUUCAA
Messenger RNA from Vitis vinifera (wine grape), 1175 nucleotides. RefSeq lists its product as uncharacterized. NCBI's taxonomy places the organism in Eukaryota, Viridiplantae, Streptophyta, Magnoliopsida, Vitales, Vitaceae. The record is from RefSeq and is a predicted model, not a curated record. The transcript is spliced from 3 exons. Bases 76 to 939 code for a protein of 287 amino acids.